AUGUAUUCAUUGAAACCUGCUUUGUUGGAACAACAAAGAAAGGUUAAUCAGGUUUCUGGUGAAGAAGAAGAAAGAAAGCGAGAGUAUGUAUUAAAGAAAUUAUCAGAUGCCAGAUGGGCCUGUCAUGCUGAUUGCAUUAAAGCAUUCCACCACACUAUAAAAGCUGUAAUUGCAACUUUAGACGAUAUCAGGGAAAAUGAGAAGAAAGCAAAUAUCGUUGCUGAAGCAAAAGGAUUACUCCAAAAUGUCCAGGAGUUUGAAUUUAUUCUAGCAUUGGACGUAUAUUUUCUAUAUUUUAUUGGACACUUGUUUAUGGCUUUUUAAUGAUAUGCUAAUGCAAUGAAGAACAGAAAAUCUGAAUUAAAUGCUAAAAUUCAGCUCAUUUUCAACCAAUGAGAAUAAGAUCACCUGUUAAACUUGUUCGUGUUUGACCAUAUUUAUAUUUCUGUUUUUUAAUGUUAACUUAAGGUCCUGGAAAAAGUCAUGCAUCUCAGUAAAGGCAUCUCUGAUAAAUUGCAAUCAGAAGACUUGGACGUUGUCUCUGGCUGUGAGAGGGUGACAGAUCUCCUAGCAGCAAUCAAAGUUCUUCGGUGCGAGGUGAAAUUUGAGUUGUUUUGGAAAAGUACCUUGGAGAGAUGCUGUGAACUAGGGAUUGCAGAACCAAAAGAAGAUCGUCCGCAUAAACUUCCUUGACGAAUUGAUGACAAUCUCCAGACUGCUGUACACAUAUCAGCAAAAGACAAAUUAAGAGUCUCAUUUUAUUAUAAUGUAAGUUAUCUGGUCUUGUCGGUGUGUAUUCCCCUUUUCUCUCCUUCCAUUCUCAAUAGGUUCUUGAUCUUAUGACUGCUUCAAUUGCGAGCCGUUUCGACACAAAUAAUGUGCAAGUCUUGCAAGGUCUAGGGUUUUUGCAUCCUUGUCGAUUGGGAGAUCCAGAAGCAUGGACAAAAAUCUCUGUGGCAGUUAAAUGGUUCCAAAAAGACUUGGAUAUAGAUGCUCUUCAAACCGAAAUAUUUUCCCUGCAAGUCUUGUCACUGCUCACUGGCGUGCUGAAAAAAGCAGUCUGAGAAAUGACGAACCACCUUUGUUGACAUAUUCACAGUAUUGAAUGAGGAACCAGAGUGUUAUGGUACUACCAUAAAAUUGAUGGAAAUUGCUCUAACGCUACCCCUCGCAUCUUGUAGUGCAGAAAGGGCAUUCUCAAAGCUCAAGCUUAUCAAAUCUCGGUUGAGAUCAACGAUGAACCAAGAAAGGCUACAAA
Paramuricea clavata is the source of this 1258-nucleotide messenger RNA. The record is from the annotation of a GenBank genome assembly. NCBI's taxonomy places the organism in Eukaryota, Metazoa, Cnidaria, Anthozoa, Malacalcyonacea, Plexauridae.